GCCUCCCCUCCCCAGGCCGAGGCCCAGCUGACCCCCAGGGCUCCCACGGCAGCGGACAGGGAAGGGUUAAAGGCCCCCAGCCCCCUGCCCCCUGCCCUGGGGAACCCCUGCCCUGUGGGGACAUGAACAGUGUUUGCUGUCUGGUCCUGGUCGCGCUGAGCCUGUGGCCAGGUAGAGCUGCUGCCCCGGGGCCACCUCCUGGCCCCCCACGGGCCUCCCCAGACCCUCGGGCUGAGCUGGACAGCGCCGUCCUCCUGACCCGCUCUCUCCUGGCGGACACUCGGCAGCUGGCCGCACAGCUGAGAGACAAAUUCCCAGCUGACGGAGACCACAACCUGGAUUCCCUCCCCACCUUGGCCAUGAGUGCGGGGGCGCUGGGAGCCCUGCAGCUCCCGGGAGUGCUGACACGGCUGCGGGCAGACCUGUUCUCCUACCUAAGGCAUGUGCAGUGGCUGCGCCGGGCAGGAGGCCCUUCCCUGCGGACCCUGGAGCCCGAUCUAGGCGCCCUGCAGGCCCGGUUGGACCGGCUGCUGCGCCGGCUGCAGCUCCUGAUGUCCCGCCUGGCCCUGCCCCAGGCGCCCCCAGACCCACCGGCACCCCCCCUGGCUCCCCCGGCCUCACCCUGGGGAGGCGUCCGGGCGGCCCAUGCCAUCCUUGGGGGGCUGCACCUGACGCUCGACUGGGCUGUGCGGGGCUUGCUGCUGCUGAAGACUCGGCUGUGACCCUCCACCUAGAGCCACCAGCGCCCUUCAAAGCCAGACCUUAUUUAUUUAUUUAUUUCGGGACUGGGGGCGUGGCAGCCAGAGGACUCCGCCCUCACCAUUGUCUCCCUCUAGUUAGAGACGAGCCCUCCAGGAGACCUGGGCAGGGGGGCAUCUGUGCCUUAUUUAUACUUAUUUAUUUAAGGGGGUGGGUGGGAGGCAGGUGGACUCGGGGGUCCCUGAGGAGGAGGGAACUGGGGUCCCGGAUUCUUGGAUCUCUAAGAAGUCUGGCCACAGUGUCUCCCUGACCCCCACCCCUCUCGGCUUGGGCAGGAGCAUAUAUUAUUUAUUAAACAAUUACUUUCUGUGUUGGGGUGGGGAGGGAGGGGAAAAGGAGGCCUGGGUUUUUGUACAAAAAUGUGAGAACCUUUUGUGAGAUAGAGAAGAGGGAAUUAAAUUUGUCAUACACAUCCA
Delphinapterus leucas (beluga whale) is the source of this 1175-nucleotide messenger RNA. It is a transcript of the gene IL11, whose product is annotated as interleukin 11. Gene Ontology annotation, biological process: positive regulation of MAPK cascade; positive regulation of cell population proliferation. Gene Ontology annotation, molecular function: growth factor activity; cytokine activity. Lineage: Eukaryota; Metazoa; Chordata; Mammalia; Artiodactyla; Monodontidae. Gene Ontology annotation, cellular component: cytoplasm. The record is from RefSeq and is a predicted model, not a curated record.